Messenger RNA from Aaosphaeria arxii CBS 175.79, 1839 nucleotides. RefSeq names its product MFS general substrate transporter. Lineage: Eukaryota; Fungi; Ascomycota; Dothideomycetes; Pleosporales. Gene Ontology annotation, biological process: transmembrane transport. The record is from RefSeq and is a predicted model, not a curated record. Gene Ontology annotation, molecular function: transmembrane transporter activity. The coding region runs from base 259 to 1839 and encodes 526 amino acids. The transcript has 4 exons.
AUCCACUUUCCUGUCCUUUUUUUUCCCUUUUUCGACCUACAUCAUCGACUUCCUGUUCGAUUCGCGGUUUUUGCAUUGCAUCAAAAGACCGAAACGAUGGCGCGCUUGUCGCUGUAGCACUUGAACAAGAAAAUAAAGAAACAAAUUACUGCUUUUGGUAAUUUAUAGGGCUCUCUGUACCACCACCACCACCUUCGAUCAGAUAAGGGGGGGGUGGUCGCUUGAUUGGACGACGAAAGAGUUAGGGUGUGUGCGACAAUGAAGUCGAAAUGGAUCGCAUCGCUCACGCAGCACGGCGACACGCCGCCUUGGGGACUCAAGUUCAGGAGCUCGGAUGGGUUUAUCAUUGGGACGGUAGCGUUGGCGGUUUUUACUGAUAUGUUUCUCUACGGCGUCAUCGUGCCUGUGAUUCCAUUCGCUUUGCAGAGUCGAAGUCACAUCGACGAGGACCGAGUACAAUACUGGGUCUCCGUCCUCAUCGCCAUCUACGGCGCCGCGCUCCUAGCAUUCAGCCCUAUCUGCGGCUGGCUCGCGGACCGCACGUCGUCGCGCCGGUCGCCGCUGCUGCUCGGACUGCUGGCGCUGCUGGGCUCGACUGUGCUGCUGAAUGUCGGGAGUCGGAUUGAGAUUUGGAUUGUUGCGAGGAUUCUGCAGGGGGCGAGUGCUGCGGUCGUAUGGGUCGUCGGCCUCGCCCUCCUCGCAGACACAGUGCCCCAGGAGCGUCUUGCGCAGGCCAUGGGGUACGUCAGUCUGGGCAUGUCGCUGGGCCUGCUGAUCGCGCCCAUGCUGGGCGGCGUCGUGUUCGACCACGCGGGCUACGAUGCCGUGUUCGGCAUGUGCUAUGCGCUCAUCGGCUUGGAUAUCCUGCUCCGGCUCCUGCUCGUCGAGAAGAAGGUGGCUGCUAGGUGGGAUCCUGAUGCCGCUGGGAGGGUACGGGUGACGACGUCGACGACGACGACGACAAUGGCCGAUGGAGAAGUGUCGAAGAGUGAUGAAGAAGCCGCACCAUCAACCACCCACCCUGACGCUGGAAAAACACCACCACCAAGUGACCCAGAAAAAGGCACAACGACAACCUCAACCACUCCCACUCCCACCCCCAACACACCUCACCCUCAUCCCCGCACAAGAGACCGCCUCCCACCCCUCCUCUCCCUCCUCUACUCCCGCCGCCUCCUCGCCGCCCUCUUCAGCUCCAUAAUCCAAGCCUCCCUCUUCACAGCCUUCGACUCCGUCCUCACCAUCCGCGCGGCCUCCAUCUUCUCCUGGACCUCCACCGGCGCCUCCCUCCUCUUCCUGCCCCUCGUAAUCCCCACCUUCCUCGCCCCAAUAUACGGCUGGCUCGCCGACCGCAUCGGCGGCCGGUGGCCCGCAUCCCUCGGCUUCCUGCUCGCGACACCCCCCCUCAUAUGCCUCCGCUUUGUCCGCUCAAACACCCUCCACGACAAAGUGCUCCUAUGCGCCCUGCUCGCCCUAACAGGCCUCACCCUCUCCUCCACCUUCCCGCCCAUCAUGGCAGAAAUCUCCUCCGUCGUCGAAGCGAAAGAAGCCUCGAUGGUCGCCCGCGGGGCGAAGGGGUACGGUGGGCCGGGGGGAGCGUAUGCGCAGGCGUACGCGCUGUUUAACGUCGCGUUUGCGGGCGGGUGCGUCGUGGGACCUUUGCUUGCCGGGUUCGUGGCGGAGGAGCAGGGGUGGGAGGAUAUGGCGUUGGUGUUGGGGCUGCUGAGUGCGGUUACGGCUGUGCCGGCGUUUUUGUGGUUGGGGGGUUGGGUGUUUGGGAAGAAGGGGGGGAGGGAGGGUGAUGGGAAUGGGGAUGGGGAGAGAGAAGGGGGAACGUAG